AUGGCUGGUUCUGAACAGUCUUUGGGCAAUUAUGUUAACUUCAAUCAGAACGGGUCGUGCAUAUCUGUGGGCACAUCAAACGGUUUCAAAGUGUUCAACUGCGAACCGUUCGGGCGCUUCUACAGCGAAAGUGAACCCGAAUAUGGUGGAUAUAGUAUUGUUGAGAUGUUAUUCUCUACUUCAUUGGUGGCGUUAGUUGGAAAUGGAGAUCAGCCACAGUUGUCUCCUCGAAUACUUAAGUUGGCCAAUACGAAGAAACACACAGUCAUCUGCGAGAUCAUGUUUCCCUCUUCAAUACUUUCCGUAAAAAUGAACAAGUCCAAGCUCAUUGUAGUGCUGAAGACACAGAUAUAUGUUUAUGACAUAACGAGCAUGCGGUUGCUAUAUAUUAUUGAAAAUACACCAAACCCGUACGGUUUGGCGACAUUAUCAUCGUCGUCGAAAAAUAGUAUACUAGUUUAUCCUUCUCCAUCUCAACUACUGAACUCUGAGAUCUUGUCUAAUGCAACAACGAACAACAUAACAAUACCGAUGAGUAACAGAUCCCUCCAUGGAAAAACAACAAGAAAUAACAUACAGGCUCCAGAAAAUGUCACUGGAACUGACCCGAAUGCAACGCCGAGCCUGAACCAGAACAACGAUGGUUACAAUAAUGGAAAUGCUUCUAAUAACAUCAAGAGUGAGUUAAGCUCAGUGGUGAGCGAUCCCGACUCUCUGAUGAAGAACGGCGACGUGAUUAUUUUUGAUUUGAAUGCUUUGCAGCCCAUUAUGGUGAUUGAAGCUCAUAAGAACAGCCUUGCCUCUCUGGUAUUGAGCCCCGAUGGGUCGUUAUUGGCGACUGCAUCGGAGAAGGGGACCAUCGUCCGAAUAUUCAGCGUGGAGACGGGAUUGAAGCUUUACCAAUUCCGAAGAGGAACUUAUCAGGCAAAAAUAUACUCGAUGUGCUUUAGCAGUGACAAUCAAUUCUUAGCUAUAAGUUGCUCCACGAAGACAGUACAUGUAUUCAAGAUGGAAAGCUUGGUAAGCGGAACCGCCUUAAGUACCAGCGAUGACGACUCUGAAACAGCAGUCACAGACGAGCGUUUCAUCGGAGAUACAGACGCUGGGGAACCGGCCGGGGACAGUCUUUCCGCUAGUGGUACCAAGUCUAGGGAACCCUACGUUGAUAUGUCAAGGAAAACUGUUGGUAGAAUGAUAAGAAAUUCCUCCCAGAACCUCACGCGGAAGGCUGCCAAAACGCUUGGGCAAAUUUUCCCAAUCAAGGUGAACUCAAUCCUAGAGCCGUCUCGCCAUUUCGCAAGCCUCAAGAUCCCUUUCGAAACGGACAAAAACGUGAAAAGUAUAGUAUCCGUAGGCACCCCCACAGAGCUCAACCUGAAUGAGUACCCGGAGCUAUCUACAAUAAAUGAGGCGGACGAGGAAAGUGGUGAUCGAGACGUUUCAAACCCGUCAACGGUACAGGUACUACCCAUCAAAGUCAUAACCCUAGAAGGAUACUUGUAUAACUACGUUCUGGAUCCGAAAAGGGGCGGCGAUUGUUUGCUGCUUUCCCAAUAUUCGCUACUUCACGUAUGA
This is a messenger RNA of Huiozyma naganishii CBS 8797, 1575 nucleotides long. Its product is annotated as WD40 repeat domain-containing protein. Gene Ontology annotation, biological process: autophagy of mitochondrion; protein localization to phagophore assembly site; nucleophagy. The transcript has a single exon. Lineage: Eukaryota; Fungi; Ascomycota; Saccharomycetes; Saccharomycetales; Saccharomycetaceae. The coding region runs from base 1 to 1575 and encodes 524 amino acids. The record is from RefSeq and is a predicted model, not a curated record. Gene Ontology annotation, cellular component: extrinsic component of membrane; phagophore assembly site membrane; fungal-type vacuole membrane. Gene Ontology annotation, molecular function: protein binding; phosphatidylinositol-3-phosphate binding; phosphatidylinositol-3,5-bisphosphate binding.